Molecule: messenger RNA, 2088 nt
Organism: Symbiodinium sp. CCMP2592
Lineage: Eukaryota; Dinophyceae; Suessiales; Symbiodiniaceae
Source: the annotation of a GenBank genome assembly
AUGGAAUACAAGGAGAAUGACCUGUCAGUGGAGAUGUCCAGCUGCGGGGGUUGCUCCUGUUGCUCUCGGAAGGUCAAUUUCGUCGAGAGCGGACCUAAUCGCACAUGCUGCAUCCUUUUCAACGACCUGCUUCUGAAUUACACGGUGACUCCAGACCUGGCUCGGUGCUCCCCAGAGCACGUUCAUGUCCAAGGCACCACAACUACCACAACUGCAGCGCUUCGCACCUGCAUGCCGAAGUCGCCGACUUUGGAGGAGGCGCAUCUUGCGGGAAGUACGUUGGCCUCGCCAUUCUACCUGGGCAGCCAGGAGGAUGCUGAGACGCUGCAGGACUCCUUGGUGCUUUGGCAGCGCCUGCGGCACAAGGCCGAUGAUGUCUUGGCAGGGGCGAGCCUGUGGGCUGAAACGCCCAGCUGGGCAAAGGAACUUGGCAGCGAAGACAGCUUCCUGAGUUGUCCCUUCGGCGUGCAUGUGCUCGGGCUCAUGCAAUACGACGCAUUGGGCCCCGUGGCAGCCAAAAAGCUGGACUACGACCGCGCCCUAACUCUCGGCAUCGGGCUUUACAACAUGGUGACCUUCUUGAACUUUUUGCUCACUGGCUGGCCAUCCUUUGGCUUCAUUCAUCGGCUUUGUCUGAAACGCUUCGGAAUGGCCAAAGAGCAGAGCUGCUCAGCGACUGCCCCUGGCUUUCGACCGGCGGAAGUCGUGGCAUCGGCGCGUAAGCGGAUGGAGGAGAAUUUCGCCAACUCGUCCUUGAAAGUUGGCGCCGCCGAGGCAUUGUACGAGCUGGACAGGCAGCUGGAGGUAGUGAAGACCAUGUGGCUACAGCUUUGGCAAGCGGCGGACAAGUCGAUCGCUGUGUCUAGGUGGUUCGGAAUGGACCUCGAGCGUCCAUGCUGCCGCAUGUGGGAGGAACUGGCCUGGACACAGGAAUUUCUCCGCUCCAACUUCGAGCUGCCGUGUCGAAGUGCACAUCGUCGACUGGACGGUGCAACUUGCCCUGCCUGCCGCCUGAUGGCGCAAGCAUUCUGGUUCGAGGAUCGCAAGGUGGCGGAUCGAGCCUGGAAGGCCGCGCUGGAAUUGCCGAGCUUGGAGUCGGCUGCAGCAAAUGACCCUUCGGAGUCUGAGUGCGUGAAGUACUCCGAAGAGUCGGGUUCUUUUGCCAUCGCAACUGUUCUCACCUCGGAGGACCUUUUCCGAAGCAUCCACCAUCCUUUAGAGAAGCCUGGCCACUCCAGUGACGAUGAGGAAGAAGAUGCUGACGCCACGGCCGUCGUCCUAGUCUACGUCGACGCCUUGCGAACUUUGGCCCACUCCAUCAGGAGUUCUUCCCGCGGAUUGGGGGGGCGUUGCGAGAUGCCAGUGAGGCCCUUCUUGGUGGUACUUUCACUCCGUGCCGGGGAAUCCCUUCCAAGAGAGGCCGAGGAAGCUUUGCAGGCUCUCGAAGACGGGGGCCUCCUCAGACGUUUGUACCUGGAGCCGCCGCCAGCGCAUCUAUGGCCGAGGGCCUGGGGAAAGCUGCAGCUUUGCAGGCCGAGGGGCUAUGAGCUGGUCCUCUACUUGGAUGCCGACACGCUGGUGUUGGAUACCCUGGAGCCGCUCUUUCGGGCCUUUCAAGCUGCUGGUCCGAGCCUGAGCAUGGCGGCGGCGCUGACGAAGUCCAUGAUGGCCUUCAACGCUGGAGUGAUGCUUCUCAGGCCAUCUUUCAGCGUCUUCGAGGCCCUGCGUGCAUCCUUGGAGGAGCUGAAGCACUGGAAGGGCCUCUCUCGCUGGACCGGGAUGCCCUGGUGGAAGGAGCAGCCCGAGAAGAACGGCACAGAGUUUGGCUCCUACGGCGACCAAGAUCAUCUGAACGAGUGGGUCGCCACACACUUCACUUUUCAUGGGGAGCUGGUGGUGGAUGCCGAGGCACUCCGUGCCACCUCUGAUGCUGGUCCAUGCCAGUUGGUCGGUUCUGCAGCCUCCCGAUGUCCUUCAACUUCUGUGCCACGGCAAGUUGCCUGGUGCAGCUGGCACGUGGAGAUCACCAUCUCGCUCAACUGGCCUGGAGAUCCUUUGGUCGGGGAGCGGGGCCCUUCUUGGGCGUGA